ACCCCCCAAAUGGGCUACUGACACCCCCCUGUGGCUACUGACCCCCCCAAAUGGGCUACUGACACCCCCUGUGGCUACUGACCCCCCCAAAUGGGCUACUGACCCCCCCCCUGUGGCUACUGACCCCCCCAAAUGGGCUACUGACCCCCCCUGCCCGCAGGUCAGCGCUGCUCUGCUGGGUUUGUGCCUUCGGGAGCUUUUCCAGUUCCGUCUGGUCCAAACCGACCCCAACUGGGCCAAUUUCCUCUAUGACCCCCAGGAGGAGACGCUGACUCUGCUGGAUUUUGGGGCCACUCGCUCCUUCAGUAAGGAAUUCACUGACCACUACAUCGAGGUGAUCCGGGCAGCAGCCGACAGGGACGGGACAAGGUGCUGCAGAAGUCGCGGGACCUCGGCUUCCUCACGGGCUUCGAGACACAGGCGUUCGAGGCAGCUCACGUGGAGGCCGUGCUCAUCCUGGGCGAAGCGUUUUCAGGGGUGCAGCCCUUUGAUUUUGGGGUACAGGCCACAGCCAGGAGGCUCCAGGAGCUGCUCCCCACCCUGCUCCAGCACCGCCUCACGCCCCCCCCCGGAGGAAACUUACUCCCUGCACCGCAAACUGGCCGGAACCUUCCUGGCUUGUGCCCACCUUGGGGGGAGAGUCCCCUGCAGGAGCCUCUUUGAGGAGCAAUAUGCUCGGUAUUGGGACCCCCCAAAAGUUAAAGAGGGGUCCCCACAGGUUGAGGGGUCCCCCCUGAGUGAGGGGAUACCCCCUGGCAUGGAUGGGAUGCAAAGUGGGGAGGGGGCACCCCCUGGAAGUUAAAGGGGUGAGGGGAAGCUGGUGAUGGUCAGGGGGGCUCUGGUGUGACCCCCCCCACACACCCCCAAAAUCAGGGGGGACACCCCACUAAAGUCUGGGGGGCUCCCCUUCACCCCAUUGAUGAGAGACCCCCCACUAACAUUGAGGGGAGCCCCCUAAAACCAGGGGGACCCCACUGAACUGAGACCCCCCCCAGCCCCAAAUAGGGGGACCCCCCCACCCUUAAAUUGGGGGGCUCCUCUGCAGUGAGCACCCUGAUUGAUGGGACCCCCCAAAUCGAGGGGACACCCCUUAAUUGAUGGGACCCCCCACUAAAGUCUGGGGGCUCCCCUUCACCCCAUUGAUGAGAGACCCCCCUCUAACAUUGAGGGGAGCCCCCUAAAACCAGGGGACCCCACUGAACUGAGACCCCCCCCAGCCCCAAAUAGGGGGGACCCCCCACCCUUAAAUUGGGGGGCUCCUCUGCAGUGAGCACCCUGAUUGAUGGGACCCCCCCAAAUCGAGGGGACACCCCUUAAUUGAUGGGACCCCCCCACUAAAGUCUGGGGGCUCCCCUUCACCCCAUUGAUGAGAGACCCCCUCUAACAUUGAGGGGAGCCCCCUAAAACCAGGGGGACCCCACUGAACUGAGACCCCCCCCAGCCCCAAAUAGGGGGGACCCCCCCACCCUUAAAUUGGGGGGCUCCUCUGCAGUGAGAGACCCCCCUCUUCACCCCAGUGAGGGGACACCCCCUGAUUGAUGGGACCCCCCCAAAUCGAGGGGACACCCCCUGAUGGGACCCCCCACUAAAAUCUGGGGGGCUCCCCUUCACCCCAUUGAUGAGAGACCCCCACUAACAUUGAGGGGAGCCCCCUAAAACCAGGGGGACCCCACUGAACUGAGACCCCCCCCAGCCCCAAAUAGGGGGGACCCCCCCACCCUUAAAUUGGGGGGCUCCUCUGCAGUGAGAGACCCCCCUCUUCACCCCAGUGAGGGGACACCCCUGAUUGAUGGGACCCCCCCAAAUCGAGGGGACACCCCCUGAUUGAUGGGACCCCCCCAAAUCGAGGGGACACCCCUUAAUUGAUGGGACACCGCGUCUAGAACCGGGGGGGACCCCCCUAAAAUAGGGGAGACCCCCCCCCAUGCUGCUGCCCCCCUCCCCAAUAAAGGUUUGUUCAACCCCCCUGAGGCGGCCUCGAGGGGAGGAGCAAAGCGGCUGA
This is a messenger RNA of Colius striatus (speckled mousebird), 2002 nucleotides long. Its product is annotated as atypical kinase COQ8B, mitochondrial-like. Gene Ontology annotation, molecular function: kinase activity. Gene Ontology annotation, cellular component: extrinsic component of mitochondrial inner membrane. The record is from RefSeq and is a predicted model, not a curated record. Gene Ontology annotation, biological process: ubiquinone biosynthetic process. The transcript has 4 exons. The annotation marks the transcript as partial. NCBI's taxonomy places the organism in Eukaryota, Metazoa, Chordata, Aves, Coliiformes, Coliidae.